Molecule: messenger RNA, 591 nt
Organism: Jatropha curcas
Lineage: Eukaryota; Viridiplantae; Streptophyta; Magnoliopsida; Malpighiales; Euphorbiaceae
Source: RefSeq, a predicted model, not a curated record
AUGGCUCUCAUUUUCCAGGCAGAUGUUGGCCAAUUGCUUUAUAGAUACAAGGUUGAGCAUCACCAUUCUUCUCCUUAUCGCCCUCAGGCUAAUGGUGCAGUAGAAGCUGUGAGAUCAAAAAAAAUCCUGAUUCAAAGAUGUGUUGAAAGGUAUAGAAGGCUGGCUGAGAAACUUCCUUUCGCGCUCUGGGGCGCAUCCGCACACUACCUUCAAAUCAGUAAAUGGAGCCUCUCCUUUCGAACUAGUAUACGGAAUGGAGGCAGUGUUACCGAUAGAGCUCGAAAGAAGUCUCUCAGGGUUUUGGUAGAAGCUGGUUUGACCGAAGAGGAAUGGGUCAAGAAAAGAUAUGAAGACCUGGCACUCCUAGACGGAAGAAGAUUGAAUGCUCGAUUCCAGGACCAGAUGAGAAAGAGAAGAAUUGCUCGUUUCUACAAUAAACGAAUACAUCCAAGGGCAUUAAAGAACAGGGAUUUGGUGUUGAUCAGGUUAUUGGACCAUGAAGCCCAACAUCAUCCUGGUGGGAAAUUUAAACCCAAUUGGCAUGGACCGUUUAGAAUUCACAAGUUACUAGCAAAAGGCGCCGCUGAAUAA